This is a messenger RNA of Poecilia reticulata (guppy), 2881 nucleotides long. NCBI's taxonomy places the organism in Eukaryota, Metazoa, Chordata, Actinopteri, Cyprinodontiformes, Poeciliidae. The record is from RefSeq and is a predicted model, not a curated record.
AACGCAGAAAAUGAUCAGAUGUCAGGAGAAGCUUCCAAACAGGCAUCCUGUGGAAUAUGAAGCACAGAGUCAAUGGUAUAAAUAAAACACGUGGGUUAUGGCUGUUGGAGGAAAUGAUGUUAGCCAAAUAUUCCCUUUUAGCCUCUUUAAGCUGCUCUGGUAGAGACGCCAACAGUCUUAGAAUCUGAAACGUGACCUGCAGUUUAUCCUUUUUCCACCUUCGUUCAACACGGCGACAUUCCUGCCUUACAGCACGAGUUCUGUCACUAAACCAAGGCUCAGGUUUAAUCCUUGGCUGCCUGGUUUUUAGUCCAGGAUGGUUUGACAGGAAGAACAGAACCAGGACCAGAACUGUUCUGUAUCAGAGUGGAGGAGGUCAGAUGAUCCACAGAGCUGAAGGAAAGCAGCAGAGAACUGAGUGGCAGUGGAAGGGUUAAUACUCCGACACAGUUUUAACUGCAGCAGGUGGCAAAGUGACGCUGAAUAUGAAGAGUUUGUCUGAUGAAGAGUUUGUCUGAUGAAGAGUUGGUCUGAUGCUGAGACGCUAGAAAUGUUCUUCAGCUGACCUGUAGGUUCAGGUCAGAGGUCAGAGGUCAGCCUGAUUUCUGGUUUCCAGCUGGAACAACUGGAGCUGUUCUGACUCUGGAUCGUUCCUCUUUAGGCCCAAAGGUAACUUCAGCUUUCUGGGUCAGGGUUCUGGUUCUGACCCGUCGCUCCAGCAUCCCUCUGUUCGUUUCCCUCCAUCCUGACUCAUCUGCCACUUCCUGGUUCAUUUAACUGGAUCAGAACCGAACCAGUUGGGAUUUUCAUGUAACCCAAAGAAACAUCAGAGCAAAGGAAGCAGAACUGGAUCGACCCGGUCCAAGAUCUAGGAAGAGACCCGAAGAUCAGACCUCCAGAACCGUCAAGGCAGACAGUUUGGGUGGAUGAACGGGUCAGAAUCCCACCUGAGCGACGGACCGGUCCAGAUCCUCCACGCGGCAGACAUCUGGAAGGUUCCAUGAUGUCCUUGUGGAAGUGCAUCCCUGGUCGGUACCGGGUCGGUACCAACUGAGGAAGGACCGCCUGUGGCAGUACAUGUGGAUCAGACGGAGCGGCUGGACUCAGAGCGGUCCUCACAGAGACACACUCUCCUGACACACACACAGUCACAUCUGGCGAACAUCAGCAGAGUGGGCGGUUCUGGUCCCAGGCGGGUUGGCUGGAUCGGAUCAGACUGCUGCCAGUUCUCACACAGAACCAGCUGCUUCCCCGUCGGGUUCUGGUGGUUUCUGAGACGGUUCUGGACCAUGAAGUGUCUCGUCGGGACUCUGCUGUUGGUGUCCGCCCUGCCGUCCCUCUGCACCGUCGCUCCGCCUCCGGACUCCGAGUGUGGCAUGUCCUACCGUCUACGAACCUUCCGGGUGACGACCAGGUGUAACCUGACCACCCUAAAGGAGAAGCAGGUGAAUGAGAUCAAGGCUUGGACCACCAACCUGGUGCUGCCGAUCGUCUACCUGUUUACCUUCUGUGUCGGUCUGCCCACCAACCUGUUGGCUCUCUGGAUUCUCGUGUUCCGGACCAAACGUCGGCCGUUGACCACGCUGCUCAUCAACCUAACUGUGAUAGACUGCUUGCUGCUCCUGGUUCUGCCGUUUCGGAUCGUCUACCUCUUCCGGGGGAGCCACUGGGAGCUGGGGGAGCCUCUCUGCCGGAUCGUCAUGGCGAUGCUUUACGGGAACAUGUACAGUACGGUCUGGUCCCUGGCCUUCGUGGCUGUGGACCGGUACGUGGCUGUGGUUCAUCCGUUUGGUGCGAAGAGUUUGCGCAGCCGGCGGUGGUCUCUGGGCUUGACGGCCGCAGUGUGGGUGGUGAUGCUGGCCGCCAUGUUGCCUCUGCUGCUGUCCCAGCAGACUUACCCUCUGGAUGACCCCAAGAUCACCACCUGCCAUGACGCACUGCCCGAGAGCGUGCAGGAGAACUACUUCCUGCCGUACUUUGCCACGCUGUUCACCACCUGCUUCCUGCUGCCCUUCGUCAUCGUGAUGUUCUGCCACAGCGCCAUACUGCGCACCCUGCUGGCUGAAGGCAGGAAGUACUGUCACACCAUCAGGGUGAUGGGUCUGAUGAUAAUGGUGUUCAUCGUGUUCCUGCUGCCCUGUAACGUCCUCCUGAUCCUGACCUACAGCGACAGCUGGCCGGACGGUGAGGACCUGUACAUCCCCUACAUGAUCAGCCUGACCAUCAGCACCUACAACAGCAGCUUCAACCCCUACGUCUUCUACGAUGUCUGCAGAGAUUGCAGAGAAAGGACCAGGAACGCUCUGUGCUGCGUCCCUGACAUGGAGGACAUACCGUCCUCUCAGGGGACACACACCUCCUCGUCAGCGAGGCAGAGGUCAAAGGUCACUCUGUUGGCCAUGACAAGUUACAGGGGACGCCUGACCCAGCAGCCAGAGGUCAACAUGAUGACAUGACAGUCAGCUGAUGCUGGUUUACGUCAGCAGCAGCCGCUGGGCCUCCAGAUCCUCCUUCUAGUAAAACAAUUAGCUACUGUAAUCUUUAUUGUUAACCGUCUUUACUAGAAACAAAACUGGAGAAAAAAUGUUUUCUGUGUCAAAACCUUUUGUCCAUCCUGAACCUGACUCCUAUUGGUCAGUUCACUUUUGUUUAUUCUCCGUUCUUUCUGUGAGCCAGUGUUUCUCCACCCUGGUCCUCAUGUUUUAGGUGUUUCUCUUCUGCCACCUGGUUGAAUAUUUUGGUGAUUAACAGGCGUCUGCAGCACCUGAUGGUCAUGCAGUCAUUAGAAUCAGCUGUUCUGGUCCAGAGGCUCAUCUGACACAUGCAGGGGGCGGUGAGGACCAGGGGGGAGAAAGUACUCAAAAAAUGUACUCAAGUAAAA